AUGCCCGGAACGCCACAAGUUGUUUCCAACGUUAGCGUUGCGAUGCCUAGCCAACAUUUUCCUCCGACACCCGCGCAGAGCCUCAAACGCGAUCGAGAGUCUGAUUACUCAGAUGAGGGCAUAGCACACCUUUCCGGGCACGAUUCUUCCAGAGAUGUCAAUCUAGAGGACGAGCGCCCUACGGAAAGAACUAAGGUCAACUCAGAAUUAUCCAGUCCUCCCUUAUCGGCAUCGACCGUAUCGUUACCCGGAAAGCUCGGCGAAGAUCCGGUCCAGCCGAACGCCGAUGAGCCAGCCUUAAUGGUUAGUGAGGGUGCCCAAUCGAUGCUCACUCCGUCCCCAGAAAGGCCGCAAUCGUGCCCAGCGAACCUCCGCAGUCUGUCGAAGGAUAAGGGGGUUGUCGAGGAGUCACGGAAGAGCGACGGAUGGAGUGGUGAAACGUCCUUGGAUGGCGGGGAUCUAGGAGCCUUCCGACAGACGUCAAAGGCCACCGGAUACUUGGUCAACUCGCUCUUGCAAGAAACAGAUGAUGAAAUACUAGGAGAGUCUAGCGGGAGCGCUUCUCAUGUUCCCGGCUCCGAACAUGCGGGAGGGAUUGAUGUCAGAGAAGACGAUGAUACACGGCUGCACCGAAACAUGGAAGAAGAAGAACAGAUAGGCAGGGCAGAGCCAGACGUGGAAUGCGAAGAUCAAAGCCUACCACAGGAGGUCCCGAGCCAAAAUGGCUGUACCGACAUAGACUACACAACAUCCGAGAGCCAACCCCACGGCGCCGGAAUUCGCAAGACGGAACAAGGCUUCAUUCAACUGCCCAGUUUUAUCGAAUGGCAGGCCGGGAGCCUAGAUGCAGGUUCCGACGAAUCCCUGUAUACUUCCGGACCAGCACGCAUCGUCCAAUGUUUCGACGGCGAUAAGCCUGUGCUCGCCCUCCUCCUUUCUCACAAACUCGGGACACGGAUGAAGGACAGUUGCGCUCGGGGACGAGAUUACUUGCAGUUCAAGCAUUGGGCUGAGAGCGAACUGCAAGAGAUAGCUUCUAGAAGAGCUGAAGCGAAGCGGUUUUUGUGUGGCCGAUACAAGGGACCCGAAGACCUUCCUUUGGCUGAAAAUGCCAGAAAUACGGAAAAAGAGUGCGACAGAAGGACAAGGGAGCUCUAUGAGGAAAUCCGCAAGGCAGAAGAAACAUGGCACAGAUACAUGCGCGGUAUCGACUAUCUCCACGAUAAUAUCCUCAUAGAUUGCGGUGUUCUUCCAGGCUUUGGCAACGAACCGAACGGGGUGAUAGUUGGAGAAGACCCCGGCAACGCACACAAGGCAGUGGGACGCAGUGGAGGCUCGGCGCGUGGGAGUUUAGAAGAGAACUCUGAGCACAUCCAGAAAGAGGAGACUGCCAAUGCCGCGCCCAACGGAUCCGAUCAGCCGACUCCGAACCCACGGCCAGAUACCUGGGCUCUGAUGAACCAGAACAUCGAUGGGAAACAACGAGCCCUUCGCCAUGCCCAAGAAAACCACGACCAGCACCGGCUAACGUAUAGGCGCCAGUUCGGCGAAUAUGUCGCUCAGCAAUUUGGCCGCGUCGGGGUUGAUUUCGCACACGAGUUCGGUCCAAUAUUCGUUCGACGUGGACAGGAAUUGACCCAUGCCUUAAAGAAGGCGGAAGAUGAGUACGACCACGCUAUUGCGCAGGCGAAAGAAGCGGGCGUGAACAUCGUCGCAGUGGUGCCGAACGCGAUGGCAAAUGAAUACCUGGACUGCGAAGAGCUUGACGCCAUGGUGAUGGGGAAGGAUGAGCAGAGGGUUCAGAAUUGGCGGAACGACGCAGCCGUGGUAACCAUCAAUGUGGAUCCCAGACCACGGUCCUCGGGUGCCGCUGCUAUAUCAGAGAGAGAGGACGCGAACGCCACCGAGAAGACCGUACGAACUGAUUUGGAACGUGGGGAGGGUUCCAAGAGCACCCAAGAGCUGGACAGAUGCAAUCGGGAGGCCAGUGCAGGCACGCCAACCGACAAGGACGAGACAACUGCCGGAAAUAAUGACAAGGCCUGCAGUGUUUGUCCGGCCACUCUAUCAGAAGAAGGCGCCAACCAGGAAAUUCGCCUGAAAAAUCAUGAUACCGAUGGGGACGAGCCGGCUUAUCCCAGAGACAAAGGGCGACCCGAAACUGCGCCGGAACCCCCAACUCUUUUUGAAAAUGCGAAUACAGCGGCAAGCAGAGGCGAUGCUCCAUUGAUCGGCAAUAUCGAUCUGGACACGCCCCUUCCAUCCAAUGACGGAAGCUUCCCAGGCGACCAUACAAAUCAAGAAACAGAACACCGAGUCGAUUCUCAGCCAAUUGAGAGUGAGCCGGGGUCCAUUUGCGAUGCGUCCAAGAAGGAAAUAGUCGAUAGUGAGAGCAAGAAAAACACAGACAACGCGAACAACAGGCCAGAAGCAGCGCGUUCAGACGAAGCGUCAGGUCAGAAAAUACACACACCGGUUGAAGCAAUGGCGGAAAGACGGCAAGAGAAGUCACACGGCCCGCUCCAACAAAAAGAGCAGCCCAACUCAAGCGAGCUUCUUCUCUUCGACGAGGACAAUGCAGGCUCUUUACAAUUACCAACAGAGGGCAUCCUUAACAACAAGGUAGACCCCACCAGCGCCGAGUGGAACGCAGAAACCGGUGCGCCGACUUCGAAGGCCCAGGAGGAAGAAGCGGACCUCAACGAGAUCGACUAG
This is a messenger RNA of Trematosphaeria pertusa, 2715 nucleotides long. RefSeq lists its product as uncharacterized. The record is from RefSeq and is a predicted model, not a curated record. The coding region runs from base 1 to 2715 and encodes 904 amino acids. The transcript has 2 exons. NCBI's taxonomy places the organism in Eukaryota, Fungi, Ascomycota, Dothideomycetes, Pleosporales, Trematosphaeriaceae.